Phyllostomus discolor (pale spear-nosed bat) is the source of this 1307-nucleotide messenger RNA. RefSeq names its product calreticulin 3 (gene CALR3). Gene Ontology annotation, molecular function: calcium ion binding. Bases 94 to 1239 code for a protein of 381 amino acids. The record is from RefSeq and is a predicted model, not a curated record. Gene Ontology annotation, biological process: protein folding. Gene Ontology annotation, cellular component: endoplasmic reticulum; endoplasmic reticulum membrane. Lineage: Eukaryota; Metazoa; Chordata; Mammalia; Chiroptera; Phyllostomidae. The transcript is spliced from 9 exons.
UGUGACGGGUGUCGUAGUUCAGGGCCAGGUCCAGCGCGCCGUAGUUACCGCUGGGAGCAAAGGGGCUGUUAGCAGAAGUUCCGCACACUUUCCAUGGCCCGGGCUCGGGUCCUCCUCUGCGCGAUCUGCCUGCUGCGUGUGGCGCAGGCAACCAUCUACUUCCAGGAGGAGUUUCUAGACGGAGAACGCUGGAGGAACCGAUGGGUGCAAUCCACUAAUGACACCCAAUUUGGGUAUUUUAGACUCUCUUCGGGGAAAUUUUACGGCCAUAAAGAGAAAGACAAAGGUCUGCAAACCACUCAAAACAGCCGAUUCUAUGCCAUCUCUGCACGGUUCAAACCGUUUAGCAAUAAAGGGAAGACACUGGUCAUUCAGUACACAGUGAAACACGAGCAGAAGAUGGACUGUGGAGGGGGCUACAUUAAGAUCUUCCCUGCAGAUGUGGAUCAGAAGAACCUGAGCGGAAAGUCCCCGUACUAUAUUAUGUUCGGACCUGAUAUUUGUGGAUUUGAUAUCAAGAAAGUUCAUGUUAUUUUACAAUUCAAGAAUCAGUAUCACUCAAACAAGAAACCUAUCAGGUGUAAGGUUGAUGGCUUUACACACCUCUACACGCUGAUCUUAAGACCAGAUCUCACCUACGAAGUGAAAAUUGAUGGCCAGACGAUUGAAUCUGGCAGUGUUGAGUAUGACUGGAACUUAACUUCACUGAAGAAGUUGGAAAAGUCUCCAGCAGGGUCCAAGGAGAAGGAGGACAAACCCCAGGACUGGGAGAAGCAUUUUCUGGAUGCCAGUGCCAGCAAGCCAAGCGACUGGAACCACGAGCUGGACGGGGACUGGCAGGCAUCGAUGCUGCAGAAGCCUCCGUACCAGGAUGAUCUGAAACCGGAAGGUAUAGAUAAGAACAUUUGGCUCCAUCAAAAGAUGAAAAACACCAAGUAUUUGCUGGAAUACGACCUCUCAGAAUUUGAGAACAUUGGUGCCAUCGGGCUGGAGCUUUGGCAGGUGAGAUCUGGAACCAUCUUUGAUAACUUCCUGAUCACAGAUGAUGAAGAGUAUGCUGAGAAAUUUGGCAAGGCCACCUGGGGCGAAACGAAGGGCCCAGAAAAGGAGAUGGAUGCCAUCCAAGCCAAGGAGGAAAUGAAGAAGGCCCGUGAGGAGGAUGAGGAGGAGCUGCUGAUGGGCAAGUUUGAUGGAAAAGCAAACAACUUCAGAAGAUUUCACAGGAAGGAUGAACUUUAGUCACCCCCCUCCAGAUGAAGGUGACUGGUAAACCUUCUUUCUACUUUAAUAUAUAUUUAAAAACUCAA